Messenger RNA from Trichoplax adhaerens, 1902 nucleotides. RefSeq lists its product as uncharacterized. Gene Ontology annotation, cellular component: guanylate cyclase complex, soluble. The transcript is spliced from 7 exons. Gene Ontology annotation, biological process: response to oxygen levels; cGMP biosynthetic process. The coding region runs from base 1 to 1902 and encodes 633 amino acids. Lineage: Eukaryota; Metazoa; Placozoa; Uniplacotomia; Trichoplacea; Trichoplacidae. Gene Ontology annotation, molecular function: guanylate cyclase activity; heme binding. The record is from RefSeq and is a predicted model, not a curated record.
AUGGAUGAAUCUUUCUUUUUUCAACAGCAUGGCUUAAUUAAUCAUGCCUUAUCAUUACUUGUAAAACGUAAUUUUGGUGAUGAAGCUUGGGAUUCAAUCAGAGAGAAGAUAGGAAUGUCAAAUAGCAGUUAUUUUAUACAACGUAAAGUCUACGCUGACGAUGUUACGUUCGAAUUGGUCAAGACUGCAUCUGAAGUUUUAGGUAUCCAAGUUAAUGACUUACUGGAAACGUUUGGCCGAUUUUUUGUUAGUUUUUGCGAAGAACUAGGAUAUAAAAGAAUUCUUGAAGUAAUGGGAAGUAAUCUAUUCGAAUUUAUCAACAAUUUAGACAGUUUACACGAUCAUUUAGCCACAAUCUAUUCAGGAAUGAAGGCUCCAUCAUUCCGAUGCAAAUACAACAGCGAUAAUGAUACCAUAACACUUCAUUACUACUCUACUCGACCCAACUUAGAAUAUAUUGUUGUAGGAAUCAUUAAAGAAGUUGCUGAAAAAAUUCACUUAAUUGAUAUUAACAUGGAAGUAGUUAAAACAAGACAAAAUCAAUUAGACGAUAUCCAAUUUUUAAUCUAUUCCAAAAAUCCAGCAAAAGCAAGAAUCAAAUGCCAUGAUCGAUUGCGGCGGUCUAUUGCUAGUAGCACCAGAAAGCAAACGAAGAAUUCUGAGACAUGCAAUUUUAUUGCGCCGACCACUUUUUGUCGAGCUUUUCCUUUUCAUGUCUUAUUCGAUCGAGAUUUAUCUAUACAACAGUUGGGCCAUGUUAUUGAACGAAUGAUACCAGGCUUUUAUUUAGGAGACUUGAAAAUGGAUAAAAUAUUUAAAAUUGUGAGACCAGUUAUUCAAUUCGACUUUCAUUCUAUUCUAUCUCAUAUUAAUACCGUAUUUGUUUUAACCAUGAAGCCACUAUGCCCAAGUUUUCUAGAGCAAUAUCUGCAAUGGUCUGACGUACGAUUUAAAGGCCAAAUGAUAUAUUUAGAGGAAAAUGAAAUGAUGCUCUUUCAUUGUUCAGUUAGUAUAUCGAGCUUAGAAGAAUUGCGAAGCCACGGGUUAUAUUUAUGCGAUAUACCACGUUAUGAUGCUAGCCGGAAUGUUAUUUUAAGAUCUGACCAUUUUCGCCAUGAUUAUCAAAUGAUGUUGCAACUAGAAACAUUAAAUGAUCGCUUAGCUGAUACUUACCAGCAAUUACAAAAGGAGAAAGAUUUAACGGGGGAAUUACUAUAUUCAGUCAUGCCUCCUUCUGUAGCGAAACAGCUUCGACUUGGCCACAAAGCUGUUCCAAGUAAACAUAGUAUGGCAUCUGUAAUGUUUUGUAAAGUGUCAACAUUUCAAGAUAUAACAACAAAUAUUGAGCCAACGAAACUAAUAGCGUUGCUGAAUGAUAUAUAUAUUACAUUUGAUCAGAUUAUUGAUCGCCAAGGUGAUGAAUUCUAUAAGGUAGAAACACUGGGCGAUAAGUAUAUGGUAGCUAGUGGAAUACCGCAAUAUCAAUCAACACACGCUAAAAGUAUAGUUAAAGUAGCUAUUGAAAUGAUGAAUACGUCGCAAAAGCGAGGAAAUAAGAAGUUAUCCACUAUGUUGUCGAUAGGUAUCCAUAGUGGUGAGAUCGUAGCUGGAGUAAUAGGUGAAAAAUUGCCUAGAUUUAGCAUAUUUGGAGAUACAGUGAACAUUGCAAGUAGGACACUGACCACAGGAGUACCGGGUGUUAUCAAUAUCACUGAAGAUACUUUUAGGUGCCUAGAUAGCCCUAAAUACUUUGAAAAUAAGUAUUUAUUAUCAUGCUUAGGCCCUGUAAAUAUGAAAGGGCGCUCUACUCCGUUAACUUGUUAUAUUGUAUCACAUCAAGCUAAAUCUCCAGCAUCAACUGCUAAUGGCCAAACAAAUUCUUGCCCAUCUACUAUUAAUUAG